Pseudopodoces humilis (Tibetan ground-tit) is the source of this 864-nucleotide messenger RNA. The record is from RefSeq and is a predicted model, not a curated record. NCBI's taxonomy places the organism in Eukaryota, Metazoa, Chordata, Aves, Passeriformes, Paridae.
AUGCCCAGGUCGUUCCUGGUGAAGAAGGUGAAGCUCGAUGAUUUCCCCGCCGGUCUGGACGCUCCCUACGGCCGCGCCCGGGCGGAUUUCGGCUCCCGUUUGCACGAGAAGGGGUACAUCGGUGACCUCAUGGCUCCCUCGGCCUUCCCGGGGGACCCCGAGGCCGCGCUCAAGGUGCCGUCCCCGGACUCGCUGUACCCCGGCGGGCGCGGCGACUUCGGCGCGGGGGACUCGGAGCCCCCCGACAGCCCCCACUCGGGGAUGGCCGGCGGGUACAUCAACGGCGACGCCGCCGUCAGCGAGGGCUACGCCGUGGACGCCUUCUUCAUCACGGACGGGCGCUCGCGGCGCAAGGUGAGCGGAGCCGGAGGAGGAGGAGGAGGAGGAGGAAGCUCCAGGAACCUGCCCCGCCACACCUGCGGCGAGUGCGGCAAGAGCUACGCCACCUCCUCCAACCUGAGCCGCCACAAGCAGACCCACCGCAGCCUGGACAGCAAGAUGGCCAAGAAAUGCCCCACCUGCGGCAAGGUGUACGUCUCCAUGCCGGCCAUGGCCAUGCACCUGCUGACCCACGACCUGAAGCACAAGUGCCAGGUGUGCGGCAAGGCCUUCAGCCGGCCCUGGCUGCUGCAGGGCCACAUGAGGUCCCACACGGGCGAGAAACCCUUCGGCUGCGCCCACUGCGGCAAAGCCUUCGCCGACCGCUCCAACCUGCGCGCCCACAUGCAGACGCACUCGGCCUUCAAGCACUUCAAGUGCAAGCGCUGCAGCAAAACCUUCGCCCUCAAGUCCUAUCUCAACAAGCACUACGAGUCCGCCUGCUUCAAGGGGGCCGCGGCGCCCCUCAGCCCCCUGCGGCCCUGA